Messenger RNA from Pangasianodon hypophthalmus (striped catfish), 1976 nucleotides. RefSeq names its product protein phosphatase 1, regulatory subunit 3Da (gene ppp1r3da). Gene Ontology annotation, molecular function: glycogen binding; protein phosphatase 1 binding. The transcript is spliced from 2 exons. Gene Ontology annotation, biological process: regulation of glycogen biosynthetic process. NCBI's taxonomy places the organism in Eukaryota, Metazoa, Chordata, Actinopteri, Siluriformes, Pangasiidae. The record is from RefSeq and is a predicted model, not a curated record. Bases 186 to 1169 code for a protein of 327 amino acids. Gene Ontology annotation, cellular component: protein phosphatase type 1 complex.
GAUUCAAAGAGCCGACUCCUUCGCGAGUCACCUCACUAGUGUGUUCCCGUUUGGCAGUAUACUUCUGCAGGCUUUGCGCAGUUUGUGAGAGCAAUGUCCCAGACUUAUGUUGUGCAGUUUAACAUACAUGACCUUCAUUGUUUUGCCAGCGAUGUAAUAUAUAAACACUACUGAAGGAUCUGCAGAUGAAAGAAAUAGCAAAAUACAUCGGAUCGGAAGUUUAUGGUGUAGGAAAGCUUUGUUGUACCCUGGAUAUGGCUUGUUCUACCACACACAGCCAGGAAAAUACAUCCUCAGGAGAAUCAGAUGAUGAGCUAUUUUUUGUUGGGGUGUCGGAUAUCUCAAAGCAAGCUUCCCGUCUUAACCUUAGCGACAAACCAUGGUCAAACCCCAAAGGAGAGAGAAAGCAUGUGAAGAUUCUUCCCCCUAGUCCCACGGUGCCACAACUGAGACCGACAGGCCGCAGUUUCUCCUGUGAACCUCCUCCCAAACCCAUCAUCCAGCGCCGGACCCAGUCUCUGCCGUCGCCUUCAGAAAGGCGGAGGCUCAGUCGGAGAAUCGGGGUCCGGUUUGUGGACUCACUGGGAAUGGACCUCGAAAAUGUUAAGGUUUUCAAAAGUGGAGAAGACCCGUUUGUACCAGAACAUGUUCUGUUUAGACUUUUGAUGAACGCAGAACUCGCAGCCAACAAGAGCUUGGAGAUUUCCCUACCCUAUUUGAAACCUGUGUUCACUGAGCAACCUGGUGACUGUUCCAAGUUCCUGGAACGUUUGUGUAACCAGAAAGUGUGCCUGGAACGUGUUUUAUGCUACGAGCCCGGCAUCAUUGGGAUUGUCCAAGUGGUCAACCUGGCCUUCGAGAAAGAGGUGAUCAUUCGGUACUCUUUCACAAACUGGAAGAGCUGUGCUGAAAACAAGGCUUACUGGAUUGCCAAUAAAUACUUCGAAGGCCUUUCCAGUGGAUGUAGCUGUGACAGUUUUCGGUUCCAUCUUCCAGUUCCACCGUUCAUCCUACACCCUGGAGCAGUGCUGGAGUUUGCGAUCUGUUAUAAAGUGCAGGGCACUCAGUUUUGGGACAACAAUGAGGGACAAAAUUACAAGUUAGUCUGCCAGAGCUACAAAAUCCCUGUGCCCAAGGAAUGUGAAGAUAGCAUGAUACAUUUUGUCUGAGUGCUCUACUGAGUCAUUGUAUGUACUGUAUACACUCAGUGGCCACUUUAUUCACUACACCUGCCUUUUUAUUUGGUAAAAUUAUAUGCUGUAGAUGCACUUUGUAGGUAUACGUUUAGUGAAUGUACACCUUUUUUUUUUUAAUGCACUAUUUGUUAAUCAGCUUUUCAUUAGCGUAAAGGGAUUAUCACAGGGCAAUCUCUGACAAGAUAUUAUUUGGGUGGUGGACCAUUCUCAGCAUAUCAGUUAUACUAACGUGGUAAUGGUGGUGGCACAGUUUUGUGUGGGUGUGUGUAUGUGUGUGUGUGUGUGUGUGGGUGUGUGGGUGUGGUAUUGGUAGGAGUGUCUCAGGCGCAGAAGUAUUGCUUAGGUUUUAGCACUAUGUACACUUAACCUAAUAAAGUGGUCACUGAGUGUCCGCUAUUCACCAGCACAUGUUUACUUUAUUAAAAUCGAGUUACAAUCUGUUUGCCAAAUCAUCUGACAUAGUUGUUGAAAGAGUCAGGACUCAGGUAUCCAAAUAACUAUCAUGACUAUGUACUUUUGCAGUUCUAUACAGCUGUGCCACCAGUCUGACUUUUUGUCACAGAGCAAAAUAUGAGUGCAGUGUUUGUUUAACUUGUUGUUAAACUACUGAGUAGAAUGUAGGCUAUAUUCCUUUUUCUUUACAAAAAUUAUGAGUUAUAAACCUCUAAAUCACUAUUUGCCAAAUCCUCUUUUAUCUGAAGUGCCUGAGAAAUGGUUAUAAGUCACAAAAUUACAUUAAACUCACAGUUUUGUAUACUAAGCAAUAAAUUCUUUACUCUA